AUGGAGGGCGGCAACCCUAGGGCAGCCGCGGGCCCACCUCCCAUCCACGGGAGUGGGGGCGGCUAUGCCCUAGCCAUCGGGCUUGCGGCCACCAUGGUGGACGCAAACCCUCAGCCUCCACACAAUGCAGCCUGGGUCUUUGCGGCCGCCGUGGGGGUCGUAGACCCUUCGGCCUCCACCUUGUGGAGCAGGGUAGUUGCGGCCACUCAUGUGGAUGUAGCCCCUCUACCUCCACACGAUGGACGUAGGGGCUCUGUGGCUCUGCAGGAGAUGGGCGGAAAUCCUAGGGCAGUCGUGGGCCCACCUCCCAUUCACGGGAGUGGGGGCGGCUGUGCCCUAGCCAUCGGGCUUGCGGCCACCAUGGUGGACGCAAACCCUCAGCCUCCACACAGUGGAGCCGGGGUCUCUGCGACCGUCAUGGGGGUCGCAGACCCUUCGACCUCCACCUUGUGA
Molecule: messenger RNA, 453 nt
Organism: Cryptomeria japonica (Japanese cedar)
Lineage: Eukaryota; Viridiplantae; Streptophyta; Pinopsida; Cupressales; Cupressaceae
Exons: 2
Coding region: 1-453 (150 amino acids)
Source: RefSeq, a predicted model, not a curated record